Molecule: messenger RNA, 1404 nt
Organism: Hydra vulgaris (swiftwater hydra)
Lineage: Eukaryota; Metazoa; Cnidaria; Hydrozoa; Anthoathecata; Hydridae
Product: acid-sensing ion channel 5-like
Biological process (GO): sodium ion transmembrane transport
Cellular component (GO): plasma membrane
Molecular function (GO): ligand-gated sodium channel activity
Source: RefSeq, marked provisional
AUGCUGGAACUUAAAUGUGAAAUUAGUAAGCGUCGUCGAAAAAGAUACCAGAACGCAAUCUCUUAUCUUCCAGGAGCAAAUCAUGAUACGGUAGAUGAAUUGCGAAAUCAAUCAAUAAAUGAUUACCUUAGUGAUAUGGCUGUUAAUUCAUCAUUCCAUGGAAUCAAUUAUAUAUGUGAUAGCACGUAUAAAGUGCGAAGAAUAAUUUGGAUCGUGGUUACUCUUACGGCAAUGUUAUACGCAAUGCGUGAAGUUUAUGAAAGCACAAGAAAGUAUCUUAAUUACCCCGUAAGUACUGUUCGUAUGAAGAUCUAUGUAGACGAUUUAGAAUUUCCAGCAGUUUCAUUGUGUAACUUAAACGAUGUAAGAAUGAGUAUUGUGAAUGGAACAUCUUUUGAUAAUGCACUUAUUGAUCAGAAUGCCCAGAAUAUUUCUGCCGAUGAUGCUCUGAUGAUAGCUCGAGAAGCACGCCAUAAUCUUGAGGAUAUGCUACUUGAAUGCAAAUUUAAUGGCCGUUCCUGUUCAGCUAAAAAUUUUAGCGAAUUUAAUUGGAUGCAAGGUGACCGUUGCUUUACAAUUAAUUCAGGUAAACCUGGGCAUAGCCGUCUAUCAGUGAAAGGUACAGGUAUAAAAAGAAAUUUAGAAUUAAUAUUAAAUUUGCAGCACUACGAAUAUUAUCGUGAUGAGAUGGAAUCUGGAAUCCAUUUUAUUUUACAUAGUCAAGAGGAAACACCAGUCAGGAUGAGAGGCCCAAUUGUAUCUCCUGGGUUUACCACAUACUUUCGAAUAAACAAGAUAAAGACAAAAAAUUUAAAAUAUCCUUAUAAAACUCGAUGUGGAUCUCUCAACCUAAAGUUUUUCAAAGGGUACUCAAAACAAUUAUGUUGGCUCGACCAACUUACAGAUUAUGUAAACAGUAAAUGUGGUUGCAAAGAUUUUUUUAUGCCAGGUAACAUUUCAAUUUGCACUUUUUCAACAGCUUUUGGUUGCAUGUGGCCAGCUUGGGAGGAAUUUGAAAAAAAAAAAAUCUCGAAUUGCCCUCUUCCUUGCGAUGCAGAUACUUAUUUCGGACAAACAGUUUCACGAGCCUUGUUUCCAUCAAAUGAAUACAAAAAGAGUCUUAUAAAAAAUUUGAUGCAUAUUCAACAAUUUCGCGACGUAUAUGGUAACAAAAAAAAAGAAUUGCAGUUUAUGAGGGAUAACUUGCUCCGAAUCGUGCUUUACUACGAUGAUUUAUCUUAUGAACUGUUAGAGCAAAAACCAAGCUACGAUUUAUUGUCUUGGCUAGGUGACAUUGGAGGUCAAAUAGGUCUGUUUGUUGGAUCAAGUGCAAUGUCUUAUUUUGAAUUUCUGGAUUGUUUAAUCAUGAUAAUUUAUGCAAAAUACUUUAAGCAGUAUAAAUAA